Coregonus clupeaformis (lake whitefish) is the source of this 3988-nucleotide messenger RNA. Its product is annotated as feline leukemia virus subgroup C receptor-related protein 1. Gene Ontology annotation, molecular function: heme transmembrane transporter activity; heme binding. The record is from RefSeq and is a predicted model, not a curated record. NCBI's taxonomy places the organism in Eukaryota, Metazoa, Chordata, Actinopteri, Salmoniformes, Salmonidae. The transcript is spliced from 10 exons. The coding region runs from base 994 to 2598 and encodes 534 amino acids. Gene Ontology annotation, cellular component: mitochondrion; membrane. Gene Ontology annotation, biological process: erythrocyte differentiation; transmembrane transport; heme export.
GGUGUCGUAAUGAGCGCUUCUUUGUGCCUUCUAGCCCCGCUGCGGCUCCCAUGGAUCUAGAAACCUCAGAAUUUCGCGCAACAAUACUAACUGUGACAACGUGGAAGUCAGAUCCAAUUAAAUAAUUCCUAAUUAUAUGGUGGAAGUGAGUUACGUGUGCCAGUGGCUCUUGAAAAGUAGCCUAUUUAAAAGUGGUAAAUCUGAGGAUGAGUUGAACACCCACGUUUUCAAAUGCAUCAGAAGGCCCUGGCCUAAUAAAAGUGUAACUUCCCAUCUAUAAAUCUAUUGUAGUUAUUAAGGCCUACAAUUACCUGAGCAAAUAUAUUUUUUUAGGCCUAUGCCAUUGAGGUGGAUGAUUUUAUUGCACAUUGUUUCAAACGUUUGCUUUCUAGUGCGAGUGUCCAAUAGGAUAGGCAGGCCGACUGGGCUCAACUAAGAUUAGGAUUAGGGAGAGAUAAUUGAGGAGACCAUGUGUCACUAACGAACGACACACAUUUGAACAACCUCAAUGCUAUUUAGGAAAUUAUGCAGUUUAUUUGAAUAACAGAAAAUUAUUAUAACAAUAUUUUUUCUUCAUCUACCAUGCAUAGAGGCCGGUGCGCACUUGUUUCAUUCACAUACUGGUUGGGGAUUAUACCUAUAGAUAGAGGUAGGGCUACUAUAACACCGUCCCUCUGGAGAGCCCUCCAAAUCCUGCAUUUUGAUUGGUCGGAGUCAUCAUCGGAAGGCCUCCAUGUGUGAGUUGUCUGAUGUAAAUGCGCCCUGCCCCUCUCCCCAUGCACUAAAGCGGCACCGGAAUAGGCUACCAUACGAAAAAAGGCGCUUUAUGAGAGCGAAUAAUACAGAUAGCCAACAACAUUUUAAAAGGGCUUUUUAUAAACGGUAUGAAUAGUUGUUGUAUUAUCUACUUAGUGAAUGUUGGCUCUGCCCUAUUUUGCGUAAACGUACUUCCUGACUACAGGGUAUAGCGAUAAGCAACGUCGGCCCAGCAUCAUGGUGGCUGGCGAGUUGGUACAGCAACAUCUGCAGCGUGACAACGCACCUGAAAUAGACAUCAAGACGCGGGUGCAUAGCGGAGCAGUCCCAACCGGGGAUCAGUACUCCGAUCUAACGAAUGGAGCGGCACAUCUGACAGAACUGGACUCGAAGGCGUUGGAACAGGAGAUACAUCCAGAUGAGAAACAGGCUAUGCUUCCUGGAGAGGAAAAAUGUCUCGAAACUAAGCUCUAUUGGAGAAGAUUCGCCGUUUUAGCUGUGUUCAGCCUCUACUCCCUCGUCAACGCAUUUCAAUGGAUCCAGUACAGCAUCAUCGCCAACAUUUUCGCCCACUUCUACAAUGUAUCCAGCGACAAGAUCGAUUGGCUGUCAAUUGUAUACAUGGUGGCGUAUGUGCCGUUGAUCUUCCCCGCAACAUGGUUACUGGAUAAAAAAGGACUGAAAUUGACAGCCCUUAUGGGCGCGGGUUUGAACUGCGUCGGUGCGUGGGUGAAGUGCGCCAGCGUCCGGCCCGAUCUUUUCGGUGUAACAGUGACUGCACAGAUAAUAUGUUCCAUAGCCCAAGUCUUCAUCCUCGGGCUACCCUCUAUGAUUGCAUCAGUGUGGUUUGGCCCGAAGGAGGUGUCUACCGCAUGUGCCACAGCCGUGCUGGGUAACCAGCUGGGCACUGCUAUUGGCUUCCUGCUUCCCCCUGUCCUGGUCCCCAACACUGUGGAAGACAUAAAGCUGAUGGGACACAACAUCAGCAUUAUGUUUUAUGGGACGGCUGUAGUCUCCACUGUUCUGUUCAUCUUGACUGUAAUUGUCAUGAAAGACAGACCCCCACUACCUCCCAGCCAAGCUCAGGCUGUCCUACCUGACUGUGCUCCUGAAGACUACUCCUACAGACGGUCCAUCAUCAACCUGUUCAAGAACAAACCUUUCAUCCUACUGCUCAUCAGUUAUGGUAUCAUGACUGGUUCUUUCUACUCUGUAUCAACACUUCUCAAUCAGAUGAUUAUGGCUUGUUAUGAGAACCAGGAGCUGAAUGCAGGCAGGAUUGGUCUCACCCUUGUGGUGGCUGGAAUGGUGGGCUCCAUCAUCUGUGGACUGUGGCUGGAUCACACCAAAACCUACAAAAUGACCACUCUGACAGUGUACAUCCUGUCCUUCAUUGGUAUGGUGCUGUUCAGCUUCACUCUGAACCUCAACAGUAUCUACCUGGUGUUCUUCACUGCUGGGGUGCUGGGGUUCUUCAUGACUGGUUACCUGCCGCUUGGCUUUGAAUUUGGGGUUGAAAUAACAUAUCCUGAAUCGGAAGGGACAUCCUCUGGUCUCCUUAAUGCUUUUGCACAGAUCUUUGGGAUUAUUUUCACUUUGAUCCAGGGGAGACUGACAACAGAAUACAACCCCCUGGCUGGGAACCUGUUCCUCUGUGUCUGGAUCUUCCUGGGCAUCUUUCUCACAGCCUUAAUAAAAUCAGAACUGAAAAGAAACAACGUCAACAUGGGCAUUGACAGCAAAACUCUUCAAGCAGUCCCUACUAAGUGCCUAUCAGACAAGCCAACCAAUGGCGUCAAGAUGGAAACUUCAGUCAGCUUUUCCCAUGAGACCUCACUGUAACCCAAAUAGGUCGCUCAUCACUCUACUGAACAUUUCAGAGGCCUACAACGCAUUCAACAAAGUUUCCUGAGGUUACUUGAAAUCUCCCUUUUCUCUGGAUUGUAUCUUGUAAUGUGUUAUUAUGAUAAUGUUUUUACUGUAGUGGUUUUAGCUGAGCGAUGAUUUGUUUACAGACAGGUAAACUAUAAGCACUCAAAUACACCUUUCAGACUUCCCAUUGUCCCCUGCUUCUUGUGCUUGAUGAUCCACUACUGUCUCUACAAUCACCAUCAUCUCUGGUUCAUAAAGUGGUGCUUAUUUAAACAUAUUUAUGGCAUUAUACAGAACCACACAGGAGCAUAGAAUGUAGGAUCUCUGACCUGCCUUGGCCUGUGAAGAAAAACAUUGUUACUUCUUGUCUUGAGAUUUCAGCCAUUUAUACAAAUAUGGACCAAAUAUGACACACAAGGUUCACAGGGCAUAUGGCAAAUGUGCAUCAUGCACAAUAUACUUUUCAGUAUAUUACUUACAUGCAUGCUUUUGAAAAUGUUAAAACAUUGAUAAGUUUGUUGAAUACAUGGCACAGAUAAUUGUUCUGCCGAGAUAGGUAGCUAAUGGUAUAGCAACGCCAUCUAGAGGGAUAUUGUGGAAAUACUAAGAAUGCUGUGUGGAUGAUGAAGCACAAACAGGAGUCAUAAUGACUGCAGCAUCACAAUUCAAACAUCUCCAAAUCUUCACCAGGGCUUAUAUAGCUCACCCUGUGUCUUUAAGGACUAUGCACAGUAGCCAUCUCCCAGCACAUUUCUGAACCACUAUAUUGGCUCUUGUAUUUCCCUCGUUUUAACAGGAAUAAUUCCUCUCAUCCAAGCAUUAAUCAGAAGAUCCAAUCCAUAGGCGUUUAUAUGUUAUCAUGCUUCCUGCAGGAUAUGUCACAAUUAGUGCUUAUAAUUAUUAAUAUUUGAAUGUCAGAGCGAAUGUUAUUAUUUAGCUUCUUAUGACUGUAGAAAAAAUAUUUAUUUGGUUGACAGAUGAGAUGUUUCCCUCUCUUUUCUAGCAUUUUACUUAGUUCUGAAUAAUGAAGAAGUAACAUUUCUAUAUGGACAGUCAUAACAUUUCAUUGCUUUUUUCUAAUUUUGAUAAUUAACUUAUUACAUUUUAUAUAGCAAUGUAGUUAUGUCGCAAUUAUUUAUGUAUCUUACUUAAAAUGUAUUCCAUUUACCAAGCACUUGAUAUUUCAAAGACCACUGAAAUGAAUCAUGUUAUUAAAUGUAAUCAUUGCAUAGACACUCAUUUUUAUUUGUCCCCAAUUAAGAAUGAGUACAUCCAAACUGAACUAAUUAUAUACAGUAUGUACACUACAUGGCCAAAGGUAUGUAGACACCUGCUCGUCGAACAUCUCAUUACAAAAUCA